Messenger RNA from Erinaceus europaeus (western European hedgehog), 2002 nucleotides. RefSeq names its product KDEL endoplasmic reticulum protein retention receptor 3 (gene KDELR3). Bases 109 to 753 code for a protein of 214 amino acids. Gene Ontology annotation, molecular function: ER lumen protein retrieval receptor activity. Lineage: Eukaryota; Metazoa; Chordata; Mammalia; Eulipotyphla; Erinaceidae. Gene Ontology annotation, cellular component: cis-Golgi network; endoplasmic reticulum; membrane. Gene Ontology annotation, biological process: protein retention in ER lumen; endoplasmic reticulum to Golgi vesicle-mediated transport. The transcript has 5 exons. The record is from RefSeq and is a predicted model, not a curated record.
CCCGGCCAAGAGCGCAGGCGGGGAGCGCGGGACCAAGGCCGGGACGUGGCAGGCGCGGCGCUGCGGAAAGUUUCUCCGGAGUUGAGUGAGCGCGGGCCACGGCCGGCCAUGAACAUAUUCCGGAUCCUGGGUGACCUGAGCCACCUCCUGGCCAUGCUCUUGCUCCUGGCCAAGAUCUGGAGGACCCAGAGCUGCGCGGGCAUCUCUGGGAAGAGUCAGAUUCUUUUUGCUCUCGUCUUCACCACCAGGUACUUGGACCUGUUCACCAACUUCAUUUCCAUCUACAACACAGUGAUGAAGGUGGUUUUCCUCCUCUGUGCCUAUGUCACAGUGUACAUGAUCUAUGGAAAAUUUCGCAAAACAUUUGACAGAGGAAAUGACACAUUUCGCCUGGAGUUUCUUCUGGUCCCAGUCAUUGGUCUUUCUUUCCUUGAGAACUAUAAUUUCACUCCCCUAGAGAUCCUCUGGACUUUUUCUAUCUACCUGGAAUCAGUGGCCAUUCUGCCUCAGCUCUUUAUGAUAAGCAAGACUGGAGAGGCUGAGACCAUUACUACACAUUACCUGUUUUUCCUUGGAUUAUACCGGGCACUGUACCUGGCUAACUGGAUCAGGCGAUACCAGACUGAGAACUUCUAUGACCAAAUUGCAGUGGUGUCUGGAGUAGUACAAACUAUCUUCUACUGUGAUUUCUUCUAUUUGUAUGUGACCAAAGUCCUUAAAGGAAAGAAGCUAAGUCUUCCAAUGCCAAUUUGACGGAUUUCAGAGACGUUCUACACCUUGACAAAGGAUGUGGAGUAGACCACUUAACAUUUCUUCUGGGUGAUUUAUAUGACUGAUCAAAUGUUAAAAUUAAAGCCAGAAAAAGUGUGGAUUUCAACAAAGCUCUGACCGUUCUGAGAGUUUAUCAAUUACCUCUGUUAAAGAGAUAAUGAAAAAUAGGAAACUUAUACAAAUAGGGUGCGUGCUUCAAAUACGUCAGUUGAAAUCUUAUGUGCUUAACGUUAACCAUGAGUGGGUAAAAACUACUGAUCUAUAAAGCCCCAGCACAAGUCUCCAUCGAACAGUACCUUCUGCAUAAGGCAUAGGACCCAAAUGAAAAUCAGUUAAUAUUAGAACUGUGCUACUGUUGUGUCCCCAAGGUAGAUUAAAUUUGGGAAGUCAAGAUCUUAACCUGUGAUAUCCUAAAGGUCUGAAAUGCUAUUUCCCUUCUAAACUGCUGUCAAACCCCAAGAAAACCAAAUUUACCAGCUUUGGCUGGGUUGCUUUAAAACUGGCUUGAUUCUUAAUUGUGGCUUACAAUAGCCCCAAACUCAGUAUUCUAAUAUAAUUAAUCCUAGCGGAUGGGAGGAAACAGCCAGAUUCACACCUACUACCAGCUAUUGUGGCCCACAACCAAUCCCACCUCCCAUUCACAUUUUUAGGUGCUCCAAGACCAACAGUCCAGUAAAGAGAAUUUUCUAGCAAUAAAAAGUUCAAUUCUUAUUGUCAACAGUGUUUUAUUUGUACCUACAAAAGAAAACAAGAUGGUAUCAAAAGGACAAUUUACAAACUAAUUGUAGUAACACAGCUCUUAGCAUCCUGUGCUUGAAAUCACAUAUCCACCAAUCUUUCAAGUCUGAAUGCAACAGGAAUGUGUUCAGAGACCAGCAAGGAUAUGAACAGAGUGCUGAUGCCAAGCUAAAGCAGUCAACCUUUUACAUGAGGAGUCCAUACAAUGAACUGCUAGGGAGGGGUAGGGGAGAAGUCAUCCUGUGUAACUUAAUAUUGAAAUCUUCCCUAAUGAGUUUUGAAAUCAUGGCUGUAAUGACUAGAAUCAAAUAAGGACUCUUCUGCUCAAGUUCUAAGCAAAGACAGAACCUGAAUUAUGAUCAAAAGGCUAGAGACAGUAAAGUUACUCUGGAGCUAUACAGGAAAAGCUCUGCCAGACUGCAAUUGCGCUCAGGCUACAAUAGCUUUUGAAUUUUGGAAUCUGCUAUUGAAUUUAUAUUAUGCCUGCUAGGGG